AAGAAUUUUUGUGAAACAAGAAUAGAAAAUGGUUACCACAUUUGGCCCCGACGAAGUUGGACUGGAAGACAAGACCACUUGUGCUGCAAUCAGAGCCGAUCUCAAGACAUGUCUUCUGCAAAGUGAUUGCUGCAGAAAGGAUAAGAAAUCUCCUAGAGAAUGUCUUAAGCUAGGCAUAGUGCCAGACGAGUGUCUUCAACUACGAAAAAUAUUUUUUGAAUGUAAGCGAUCAUUGUUGGACAACCGGAGGCGCUUCAGAGGACAUCGGGGAUACUAAAGUAUGAGCUGUGAUUUUGUUAGUAUUAGAUAGAUCUUUAAUUUUAAUGAUAUGAAAUUGUUGAAUAAAUUUGUGUUAUUUUAAUA
Plodia interpunctella (Indianmeal moth) is the source of this 363-nucleotide messenger RNA. RefSeq lists its product as uncharacterized. Bases 29 to 277 code for a protein of 82 amino acids. The transcript has 3 exons. The record is from RefSeq and is a predicted model, not a curated record. Gene Ontology annotation, biological process: mitochondrial respiratory chain complex IV assembly. Lineage: Eukaryota; Metazoa; Arthropoda; Insecta; Lepidoptera; Pyralidae. Gene Ontology annotation, cellular component: mitochondrion.